GGAAGCUUCUGUAUAUAACAGAGGAGAGCAGCUGAGACAUGUGAUCCUGGAUCCAGGAGCCCAGCACAUCAGUGGUCCCUCUGCAGGACUCCCCAGGAUCUGAGGGACCCCCCGCCUUACAAUGACUAUGAGGUCCUCUGUGGCUCCAGCCAUCAGGCUGAUGCGAGCUGUGUCCAGGGAUAGCUGGUAUCGGGGAUUCAUCAUCGUCCUGACGUUUUUAAUUUAUACAUCUUUUCACCUCUCCAGGAAACCGAUCAGUGUGGUGAAGAGUCAGCUGCACAGAAACUGUUCGGCGAUUCCCGAUCCACCCGCAAAUAUUUCAGAAAACGACACGACGUGGUGCAGCUGGGCGCCAUUUGAUGGUCCCAACUACAAAGAACUGCUGGGCUCCCUGGACACCUCCUUCCUGGUGGCUUAUGCCAUUGGCAUGUUCUUCAGCGGUAUAUUUGGCGAGCGCCUCCCCUUGCGGUAUUACCUGUCUGGCGGUAUGGUGAUAUGUGGGGUGUUUACAACCUUCCUGGGUCUGGGUUAUUACUGGAAUAUCCAUGGCCUCUGGUACUACAUUCUCUUUCAGAUAUUAAACGGAUUGGCCCAGACAACGGGGUGGCCCUCAGUUGUCGCCUGCAUGGGAAACUGGUUUGGUAAAGGAAGGAGAGGAUUCAUCAUGGGUGUCUGGAACUCUCACACUGCGGUGGGGAACAUACUGGGGUCUCUUAUUGCGGGGGCGUUCGUCUCCACUGCCUGGGGUCUUUCCUUCAUCGUGCCCGGAAUCAUCAUCGGAUCAUUGGGAAUCAUUUGCUUCUUUUUCCUUAUCGAAUAUCCAGAAGACGUCGGCUGCUCUCCUCCUAUACAGAACGAAGAAGCGAAGAAUGAGUUGGGGAACGUCCAAGUGAUGAACAGCAGCACCGAGAACAUCUUUAAGAAUCAGGAAACGGCUGACCUGGAGGAGUCGGUCACCCAACAAGAGGCGGUGGAGCACCCACAGGCCAUUAGUUUUUUGGGAGCCCUGAAGAUCCCGGGGGUGGUGGAGUUCUCGCUGUGUCUGCUCUUUGCCAAGUUGGUCAGUUAUACGUUCCUGUACUGGCUGCCGCUCUACAUCGCCAAUGUGGCUCACUUUGACGCUCAGAAGGCUGGAGACAUGUCCACUCUGUUUGAUGCAGGCGGCAUUAUCGGUGGAAUUAUGGCUGGAGCAAUAUCUGAUUUCUCUGGAGCAAGUGCCAUCACCUGCUCCAUUAUGUUAAUCCUAACAGCCCCCAUGUUAUUCAUCUACAAUCAUUUUGGACAGACUUCUGUUUCCGCCACAGUCGCUUUGCUCAUCGUAUGCGGGGCGCUGGUCAAUGGGCCGUAUUCACUCAUCACCACCGCCGUGUCUGCAGAUCUGGGAACACACCAAUCUUUACAUGGAAAUGCUAAGGCUCUUUCUACCGUCACCGCCAUUAUUGACGGCUCUGGAUCUAUAGGAGCGGCUCUGGGCCCGACCCUCGCCUCUGUGCUCUCAACCAUGGGCUGGAACUACGUCUUUUACAUGCUGAUUGUGGCCGAUCUCCUGGCUUGUUUGUUCUUGGCUCGUCUGGUGUACAAGGAAAUGAAGGAAAUGUGUUCGUGUUUCAAUAAGGCGAGAGGGUAUAGAAGCUUCUGGAAGUGUCCGGGUCCCAGCCAAAACGGGACCAGAGGACGCGACACACAACGAACGCUGCCUGCCACGUACGAAUACUCUGAAUAUUAAUCCCCCCGGACAGCAUGAAACCAACACAGAGGGGGACAAAGCCGCA
Molecule: messenger RNA, 1772 nt
Organism: Hyla sarda
Lineage: Eukaryota; Metazoa; Chordata; Amphibia; Anura; Hylidae
Gene: SLC37A2
Product: solute carrier family 37 member 2
Exons: 19
Coding region: 122-1726 (534 amino acids)
Biological process (GO): phosphate ion transmembrane transport; glucose-6-phosphate transport
Cellular component (GO): endoplasmic reticulum membrane
Molecular function (GO): glucose 6-phosphate:phosphate antiporter activity
Source: RefSeq, a predicted model, not a curated record